UUUUUAAGAUCUAAUUUUACCUAUCAUUCCACAACGAAGCCUUCCCUAUCUACCCACAUUCUAAUUCUAAGUAAUUCCCCGGCGUAUAUGUAUAUAUACAUAUAUAUACUCCAUGCAAAACUAAUAUAUCUUGUUGCCAUAUUUAUCUUUUAAAUUCAAACCCCACCAAAAAUUAAUUUAGUGGGAGCUUAUUACUCCAAUGGAAGAAUCCACUCAUGAAAUCACAUCCCCUCUAUUAUCCAAGGAUGAUGCGAGAGGUAGAGACAUCAGCAGCAAACCAUCUUCAUCUUCAUCACAGGAAGCCAAGCUAUUAUCAAAAUCUAAUAAACCAGAGGUUGAGGAGGUUGACCCGGAAGAGAACUCGCCGGUGGAACAAGUAGCUCUGACGGUACCAACCACAGACGAUCCCACCCUCCCUGUCUUAACGUUCCGAAUGUGGGUUCUAGGUAUCUUAUCGUGCGUCCUCCUCUCGUUCCUGAACCAGUUCUUCUGGUACCGCAAAGAGCCGCUCUCCAUCACAUCCAUCUCGGCCCAGAUAGCCGUGGUUCCACUGGGGCAGCUUAUGGCUUCCAAGAUCACAAACAGAGCCUUCUUCAAAGGGACAAGGUGGGAAUUCUGUUUAAACCCAGGUCCAUUCAACGUCAAAGAGCACGUGCUCAUCACCAUUUUUGCCAACUCCGGAGCAGGGACGGUGUAUGCCAUUCAUAUUGUGACGGUGGUUAAGGUUUUUUAUAAGCAACAUCUCACCUUUUUUGUCUCCUUCCUUGUUGUUAUUACAACUCAGGUUUUGGGCUUUGGAUGGGCAGGGAUUUUCCGAAGGUACUUGGUCGAACCGGCGGCGAUGUGGUGGCCGGCAAAUUUGGUUCAGGUUUCAUUGUUCAGGGCUCUCCACGAGAAAGAAAAACGGCCCAAAGGGGGUUUGACACGUACCCAGUUCUUCCUGAUUGCCUUCAUAUGCAGCUUUGCUUACUAUGUCUUCCCUGGCUAUCUCUGUCAAAUGCUAACCUCUCUCUCUUGGAUAUGCUGGAUCUUUCCCAAAUCUGUCCUGGCCCAACAACUAGGGUCGGGUCUGUAUGGGCUUGGGAUUGGUGCUUUAGGGCUUGACUGGUCCACCAUCUCUUCCUACCUUGGAAGCCCACUUGCAAGCCCAUGGUUUGCCACAGCCAACGUUGCUGCGGGAUUUUUUAUCGUCAUGUAUAUUUUAACACCCUUGUUUUAUUGGUUCAACGUCUACAAAGCCAGAACCUUCCCAAUAUAUUCCGACGAACUUUUCAAAUCCAACGGCCAAGAAUACAAUAUCACUGCCAUCAUUGAUUCCAAUUUCCAUCUGGACAUUUCUGCCUAUGAGAAAGAAGGACCACUUUACCUCAGCGUUUUCUUUGCACUGACUUAUGGUGUUGGCUUUGCAGCACUCACUGCCACAAUUGUACAUGUUGCACUCUUCCAUGGAAGAGAAAUAUGGGAUCAAAGCAGAUUGAGUUUUCAAGAGAAAACAAUGGAUAUACACACAAGACUAAUGAGGAGGUACAAACAGGUACCGGAAUGGUGGUUUAUAGUAAUUCUUAUAGCCAACAUUGCAGCAACUAUCUUUGCUUGCCAGUAUUACAAUGAUCAGCUUCAAUUGCCUUGGUGGGGUGUUUUAUUGGCUUGUGGAAUUGCCAUUUUCUUCACUCUUCCCAUUGGAAUCAUCACCGCCAUUACAAACCAGACACCAGGGCUAAACAUAAUCACAGAGUAUAUAAUAGGGUAUAUAUACCCAGGAUAUCCAGUUGCCAACAUGUGCUUCAAAGUGUAUGGUUAUAUUAGCAUGAACCAAGCCGUUACUUUCUUGCAAGACUUCAAGCUUGGUCACUACAUGAAAAUCCCUCCCAGGACAAUGUUCAUGGCACAGAUUGUGGGAACCUUCAUAGCUGCGAUUGUGUACUUGGGAACCGCAUGGUGGCUGAUAGAAACCAUCCCAGACAUAUGUGAAGAUUUAUCAUCAGUAUGGACAUGUCCAGGUGAUACAGUAUUCUAUGAUGCAUCAGUAAUAUGGGGUUUAAUUGGACCUCGAAGAAUCUUCGGAGACUUGGGGACAUAUGAAGCCAUCAACUGGUUCUUCCUAGGAGGAGCAAUUGCUCCAGUGCUAGUAUGGUUAGCAGCCAAGGCAUUCCCAGAGCAAGAGUGGAUUAGGCUCAUCAACAUGCCGGUUUUGAUAGGAGCCACUGGAAUGAUGCCCCCUGCCACCGCUGUAAACUACACGACUUGGAUCAUUGUUGGAUUUCUGUCUGGAUUUGUGGCUUAUAGAUAUAGGCCAGAUUGGUGGAGGAGACAUAAUUAUUUACUAUCUGGUGCUCUUGAUGCUGGACUUGCUUUCAUGGGGGUGUUAUUGUAUUUUGCAUUGGGUUUGGAAGAUGUUAGUCUUAAUUGGUGGGGUAAUAACCUUGAUGGAUGUCCUUUGGCUUCUUGUCCCACUGCCAAAGGUGUUGUCAUUGAAGGUUGCCCUGUUUACAAUUGACACAUAUGGAUUUGUCUAUAUUUACCAAAAUAUUUUUUAUCAAAUUUUUUUAUUAAAAUAAUUUA
Molecule: messenger RNA, 2562 nt
Organism: Ziziphus jujuba (common jujube)
Lineage: Eukaryota; Viridiplantae; Streptophyta; Magnoliopsida; Rosales; Rhamnaceae
Product: oligopeptide transporter 7
Exons: 7
Coding region: 200-2497 (765 amino acids)
Biological process (GO): transmembrane transport
Molecular function (GO): oligopeptide transmembrane transporter activity
Source: RefSeq, a predicted model, not a curated record